AUGGCUCGGUGGCUGCAGGCUCUGGCGGUCGUGUUGCUGCUCGCCGCCGCCGCGAGCGCGCGUAAAUCCCCCGCCCCGAGCAAACACGAGCCCCAGAUCGAGGAGGUCACCGCUAAACAGUUGGAGAGAGUGCUGGAAGACAAGGAUUUCGUCGCGGUGUACUGGUAUGCAAGAAGCUGUGUAACGUGUGACAAGGUAUUAGAAGAACUUGAAAAGAUUGAUGACGACACGGACACGUUCGGAGUGGACUUCGUUAAGAUCAACGACAAGCGGCUCGCGAAGCAGUAUGGCAUCACGAAAUUCCCCGCCCUCACGUACUUCCGUGAGAAGGAACCGAUCAUUUACGAAGGAGAUCUCAUGGACGAAGAGAGCGUCCUGGAUUUCUUGACGAGUUUAGAAGCUAUGGACCUUCCUGACCGGAUAGAAGAAGUCAACCAAAAAAUCCUAGCGAAAAUCAUCGAGGAUACUGACUAUGUAGCAGUUCUCUUCUACAAGCCAGAAUGUAAGAAAUGUGCAAAGGCUCUGCAAGAGCUGGAGAACAUUGACGACGAGGCUGACCAACUCGGGAUCGGUUUCGUGAAGAUCCAUGACGAGGAACUAGCCGAGGAGUACAAUCUUGGAGACCUGCCAAGACUGGUGUACUACAGGCAUCAGAUACCUAUUAUCUAUGAAGGUGAGCUGAGCAGAGAAGAGGAUGUACUGGAAUGGUUGAUCGCUAACAAAUCUACCGGCGACGAAGAGGAUAUCAUUGAAGAUGUUACAGCGAAGACUUUGAAUACCUUAAUCGGGAAUGUUGACAACCUUGUCGUACUGUUCUACGACCACGGCGACGAAGAGUCGAUGACAGUUCUGGGAGAGCUUGAGAAGAUUGACGAUGACUGUGACCGCCACGGUAUUCAAUUCGUCAAGAUUGAUGAUAUUAAAGCAGCUAAAGAUUUUGGUAUCGAUGACCUACCAUCUAUCGUCUACUUCGAGAAGCAAAUCCCCAAUGUUUACGACGGUGACCUUGAGAAUGAAGAAGAAAUCUUGGAGUGGCUCGUCGACCAGCUCGAGAAGGACGAGAUUGAAGAUGUUACCGAUGAAAUGUUGGACCGACUUAUCAAAGAUGGAAAGACUGUCGCCGUGUUGUUUUAUGAUAAUAACGACCGUAAAUCACAGAAAGUACUUAACGAACUGGAGAAUAUUGAUGAUGAAUGUGACCAACUUGGCAUUGCGUUUGUGAAAAUUGAUAAUGAUGAAGAAGCUCAAGAAUAUGGUAUUGAAAAAGUCCCUACGCUGCUUUACUUCGAAAAGGGAAUACCAACUUACUAUGAAGGCAACUUAGAAGAAGAAGAAAAGGUUCUGGAUUGGCUCAAACACCAGACUGAGAGUGACGAGAUUGAAGACAUCACCGAUGAGAUGCUGGAUCUGAUCAUCGACAAAAUGCAAUACGUCGCUGUCCUGUUCUACGACAAGGACCAAAAGAAAAGUCAAAAGAUUUUGGGUGAGCUUGAGAACAUCGACGAUGAGUGUGAUCAGAAUGACAUCGCCUUCGUCAAGAUUGAUGAUGAUAAGGAAGCUAAAGAGUAUGGUAUUGAGACUAUUCCUACGAUGGUGUUCUUCGAGAGAGGUAUCCCUCACGUAUAUGAAGGUGACCUGAUGAAGGAAGAGGAGCUGCUUGGAUGGUUGCUACACCAGAAACGUCACAGCGAGAUCCCUGAGGUCACCGAUGAAAUGAUGGACAAACUUAUUGUCAGUACACCCUACUUGGCUGUGAUCUUCUAUGACAGAGAAGACAAACAAGACAUCAGGAUUCUUAACGAGCUUGAGAACAUUGACGAUGAACUAGAAAAGGAAGGCAUAGUCAUUGUAAGAAUGGACAAUGAAAAUGAGGCCAAACAGUACGGUAUUGACCAUCUACCAACACUUGUGUACUUUGAAGAGAACAUCCCAGCAAUAUACGAAGGAGAUCUAAUGAAUGAAGAUGAAGUACUCGAGUGGCUGAUCGAGCAGAAGAACAGUGCUACCAUCGAAGAAGUCACCGAUGAGAUCUUAACUGAUCUUAUUGAGGAGCACGAAUACGUGGUGGUGUACUUCAGUGGUAACUGCGAGGAGGGCGAAGAAUGUGACAACAUUCUUGAUGAGUUGGAGAACAUUGAUGACGAGUUGGACGAGACAGGUAUCAUCUUCGUCACCACUGAAGACAUCAGCCUCGCCAAGAAAUACGGCAUCAAGACUUUCCCUACGCUUGUGUUCUUCAGGAACAAGGAUCCUCUUGUUUACAAGGGUGACAUCGAGGAUGAAGAUGAGGUACUGGCCUGGUUGACCGAUGAAGACACGCUGGAGAUUCCUGGCAAGAUCGAAGAGGUUAACUCUAGGAUGCUGGAGAAGAUCUUAGAGGAGAACGACCACGUUGUUGUGUUCUUCUACAAAGAAGGCGAUAAGAAGUCUCAAAAGAUCCUGAGCGAGCUUGAAAACAUUGAUGAUGAAUGUGAAGAAAAAGACAUCGAUUUCGUCAAGACUUCCGACGACGGCAUUGACAAGGAGUACGAUCUUUCCGAAUUACCAGCUCUUGCUUUCUACAGACACAAGUUCAGAACUAUUUACGAGGGUGACCUGAUGCAUGAAGAAGCUAUCCUCAAAUGGGUGCUGGAACUCCACGAUUCCCAACCUGACGUCAUCGAGAACGUAGACAGGAAAACCUUGAAAGACCUCAUCAACGACGUCGAACAUCUAGCCGUGUUUUUCUACAGCGAAGACUGUGACACAUGUGACGAUAUUCUUGAGGAGUUGGAGACAAUAGACGACGACACAGACAAGCACGGCAUUCAGUUCGUUAAGUCCAAGGAUUCGAAGCUCGCGUCAGAUAUUGGUAUAUUCAGCUUCCCAGCACUCGUCUACUACGAAACAGGUGUUCCUAUCAUGUACGACGGGGACCUAUUGGACGAAUCUGAGGUGUUGGAUUGGAUGGUUAAACAAAAGGAAGAUGAAAGUAUAGAGGAAAUUGACAGAGACCAACUAUUCAAAUAUAUCGAAACUAAAGAAUUCCUGGCUGUCGUAUUCUAUAAAGAAGAAGAUCCAGAUAGUCCAAAAGUACUGAGACACGUGGAGCUAAUAGACGAUGAAGCAGCUGAAUACGGAAUCAAAAUAGUAAAAUGUAGCGAUCGGUUGAUGGCGAAGAAAUAUGGGUUCCGUAAUCCGCCAGGUAUAACUUACUUCAGGAAAACAAAGGCGAUCAACUACGACGGCGACAUUGACGACGAAGAAGAAAUACUUGACUGGUUGACGAAUCCUGAGAACAUGGAACUGACUGACCAUAUCGAAAAAGUCAACAGGAAAAUGUUCCAGAAGAUCAGACAGACUUCGGAUUACGUAGCGGUAUUCUUUUACAGUAAUGACUGCAAACAGUGUCCUAAAGUGCUAGCAGAAAUUGAGCACAUUGAUGACGAUGCUGAUGAUUCUGGUAUCAACUUCGUGAAGAUUGAUGAUAGACAGAUGGCCAAGGAAUUUGGAGUAUUCGCUUUGCCUGCUGUCUUGUUCUUCAAGAUGGGUUCAAAAGAUCCUGUUAUUUAUGCUGGAGAUUUAUAUGAUGAACAACAAUUAUUAAGUUGGUUGUUAACUCAGAAGAAUCCAGCAGGUGACGUUAUAGAAGCCCUCGAAGGACAAGACCUUCUAGACUUAAUCGAAGAGUCCGGAUCAUUAGCAGUUUACUUUUGGAACAAAACGUUGUGUGAAAUGUGCUCUUCGAAAUUGAUGAAAAGGUCAUCGAAAAAGAAAGUUGUAGAACACGAGGAGGAUGAGGGACUGGAUUCAGAGGAUAGCAUGGACUGCGAACAAUGCGCUGGAAUAUUGGAAGAGUUAGAGAACAUCGAUGAUGAUUGCGAUAGACAUGAAAUCAAAUUCGUUAAGACACAAGACUAUUCUAUAGCAGAAUCUUAUGGAGUAACAGAUUUCCCAGUUCUGGUAUACUUUGAAAAUAAUGUACCGAAUGUGUAUGAGGGAUCUCUGGCUGAAGAAGAGGAAGUGCUUCAGUGGUUGAUUACGCAGAAAACAGAAGAUCGUAUCGAACUUAUUACUCGAGUUAUGUUAGAAAACAUGGUUGAAGAAACGCAGUAUUUAGCUGUAUAUUUCUACAAAUUGAACUGCCAUAUCUGCGACCAUAUUCUUGAAGGACUUGAGAGUAUAGACGAUGAGUGUGAUGUCUACGGUAUACAUAUGGUAAAGAUUCAAGAUCCGCAACUGGCAAAGAGAUAUUCAAUCAAAACUUUCCCAGCAAUGGUUUACUUCAGGAACGGCAACCCUCUUCUAUUCGAAGGUGAUUUGCAAAAUGAAGAGUCCAUUUUAGAAUGGCUUAUUGACGAUGACAACAGAGAGUUAGCUGAUGAAAUUGAGUCUGUCAAUGAAAGAAUGUUAGAGAGAUUACUUUAUGAGUCACAUCUUUUGGUCGUCUUCUUCUAUGACGACGAAGACUGUGCAGAGUGUGAAGAAAUUCUCGAAUCUUUAGAACAAAUUGAUGGAGAGGUUGACCAAUUUGGUAUUGAUUUCGUCAAAAUCGCCAGCCAAGAAGCGGCUGCAACAUACAACAUUGUUAACAUACCUUCUCUAGUAUACUUCCGUAAGCAAAUACCGAUGUUGUAUGAUGGAGACCUCCAUCAAGUGGACAGGAUCUUACAAUGGUUGACAUCUCAGGACGUCUUUGAAAUCAAAAACGAAAUUGAGGAAGUAAAUCGUAAGAUGUUGGACAAAUUGUUAGAGGAGAACGAAUUCUUGGCUGUAUACUUCUACGAAAAAUCUGCUGAAAGUCGUGCUGUUUUGGACAAAUUGGAAAAUAUUGACAGUGAAACUGAUAACUUGGACAUUACUUUCGUGAAGAUGCAAGAUCCACGAUACGCUCGCAAGUGGGGAGUUACCAAGUUGCCGGCUAUUGUGUACUUCAGGAAGAGAUUCCCUAGUAUAUACAGAGGAGACCUCAUGUCUGAAGACGAAGUACUGGAGUGGCUCCGAAAGAACAGGUUCCGGCAGCCUGAACUAAAUAUCUUCAUGUACGCUCUGAUAGCGCUGUCAAUAGCGUUUGUGAUGUACACGGCCUUCCUACUGCAGUGCUUCAAGCCUGCCCCGCCCGCGCCCGCGCCGCAUCCGAAGCAGGCGUGA
Molecule: messenger RNA, 5130 nt
Organism: Spodoptera littoralis (African cotton leafworm)
Lineage: Eukaryota; Metazoa; Arthropoda; Insecta; Lepidoptera; Noctuidae
Source: the annotation of a GenBank genome assembly